Messenger RNA from Sinocyclocheilus grahami, 948 nucleotides. Its product is annotated as urotensin-2 receptor-like. The annotation marks the transcript as partial. Lineage: Eukaryota; Metazoa; Chordata; Actinopteri; Cypriniformes; Cyprinidae. Gene Ontology annotation, molecular function: urotensin II receptor activity. The transcript has a single exon. Gene Ontology annotation, biological process: neuropeptide signaling pathway; regulation of blood pressure; blood vessel diameter maintenance. The record is from RefSeq and is a predicted model, not a curated record. Gene Ontology annotation, cellular component: plasma membrane.
ACAUCCAUACUCGGCACAAUUUUGACCAUCAUGUGUUUGGUAGGAGUAAUUGGAAACGUUUACACCCUGAUCAUCAUGAACACCUCCGUGCGUGUAACUGGAUCGAUGUAUGUCUACAUUGUGAACUUGGCUCUGGCGGACCUGCUGUACCUCUCCACCAUCCCUUUCGUGGUUUGGACGUAUUUUGCGAAGGACUGGUACUUUGGCGACAUCGGAUGCCGCGUUCUGUUCAGCCUGGAUUUGGUCACCAUGCACGCCAGCAUCUUCAUCCUGACCAUCAUGAGCACAGAGCGCUAUCUGGCUGUGGUGAACCCGCUGGACACCUUCGGCCGGUCCCGGCGCUACAGGCGCGCGGUCACCUGCCUCGUGUGGCUCUUCUCCUUCAUACUGGCUCUACCGACCAUGAUCAUGAUUGACCUCAAGAGAGACGUGCACAAUGGAGUAGAGAAGCGCAUGUGCCACCCGACCUGGCAGAUGACCGCGUACAGAGUGUAUCUGACCAUCCUGUUCAACACCUGCAUCUUGGCUCCUGGAUUAAUCAUUGGAUAUCUCUACCUGAAAUUAGCCCGGACCUACUGGUUAUCGCAAACGUCUAUAUUCCCAUCCAGAGAAAUGAAGAAGUGUCCUAAACAAAGGGUGUUAUAUAUGAUCUUGAGUAUAGUUCUGACUUAUUGGGCGUGUUUCUUACCUUUCUGGUUGUGGCAGUUGCUCAGUAUCUAUUAUUACGCGCACGGAGGGCUCUCGAGCAGUACGGUGGUGUACAUUAACUUCGUUGUUACUUGUUUGGCGUAUAGUAACAGUUGUAUCAACCCUUUUUUGUACACUUUAUUAACGAGGAAUUAUCAGGAAUAUGUGAGGGACAGACAAAAAACCAGCACAGAUUUUAAGAAGCGGUUCAGACUGUCGUCUCAAAGGUCUGUGUCUUCUGGAAGUCAACACUUCUGUUAA